AUGACUGCUGAAUUGUCUGGCUUUAAAAGAUUUCUACAUUGGGGUCCAAUUACAGCUAUGAGUAUUAUAAAAUGCAUAACGCUGACAACUUUAUAUAUGAACUCAAUGUGGUGGCCGCCUAAUAUUUCAUUGGGCGCAUUUGUAAAUCAAGCCAUAUUCUUAAUGCUUUCAUCGUUGGCAACCUUUAACUAUGUGAUGGCCACAAUAACGGGGCCAGGUUUAUUGCCACUAAAAUGGAAACCACAGGAUCUAUCUGUCACGGAUCAAUUACAAUAUUGUAAAGUAUGUGAAGGCUAUAAAGCACCCAGAUCUCAUCAUUGUAGAAAAUGUAAUCGUUGUAUUAAGAAAAUGGAUCAUCAUUGCCCGUGGAUAAAUCAUUGUGUUGGUUGGGCAAAUCAUGCCUAUUUCACCUACUUCCUUUUGUUCUCCAUCAUUGGUAGUUUACAUGGUGCCGUAAUAUUGUCUUGUGCCUUUUAUCGUGGCAUCCAUCGUUAUUGGUAUUUGUCACGUGGCCUGGUGCAUUUGGCAACAGUUCAAUUUACUGUCUACAGUAUAAUUAUGUGUAUAUUUGCAAUGGGUUUAGCCAUUGGUGUGGUCAUAGCAUUGGGCAUGCUAUUAUAUUUUCAGAUGAAAUCAAUUUUGAAAAAUCAAACCGGUAUCGAAAUGUGGAUCAUUGAAAAGGCCAUGUAUAGGCGUAUGCAUUAUCCCGAUCUUGAUGAAUUUGUUUAUCCCUACGACUUGGGCUAUAAGGAAAAUCUACGACAGGUUUUCAAAAAUGAAUGCGUUGCAAAGGGUUUGGGAAUCGAGUGGCCAGUUAUACCAGGAUGUGACCAAUAUACACUAACACGUGAACAAAUUGCUCAAAAAUGUGAAAAACGUGCACGCACACGAACCUACAAAUGUAUACGCAAGGCAACCGGUAGCUAUUUACCGCUCUUCUCUCAGGGAUUCCGUGUUUGUUUAUCACCACCCUGUACCGAUGAACCGCGUCUGCGUUUGGAGCCCGAGGACAUAAUAAAAGUAACACGUUUCCGUAAACAUUGGCUGUUUGGUGAACGUGUUGUCAGCGACAAGGAGAAGGAGGUUGAUGCAAAAAAGAUGCCAUUACGUGGCUGGUUUCCACGACGUUGUGCCAUUGAAUUAAUACUACCCAGUCAGCCGGUGACAUCGGAGGAGGAGGAAGAGGCUAGUAAUGUAAAUGAAAAGCCUGUCAAUGGAAAAGCUAAGAAAUUAGAAAACGGCCAUUCACGUAGAAAAGUACAGCAGCAAUCACAACAAAAUGGUCAUAAGAAAAAUAACUGA
Musca vetustissima is the source of this 1302-nucleotide messenger RNA. Its product is annotated as palmitoyltransferase ZDHHC6. The transcript has 6 exons. Gene Ontology annotation, molecular function: palmitoyltransferase activity. NCBI's taxonomy places the organism in Eukaryota, Metazoa, Arthropoda, Insecta, Diptera, Muscidae. Gene Ontology annotation, cellular component: Golgi apparatus. Gene Ontology annotation, biological process: protein palmitoylation. The coding region runs from base 1 to 1302 and encodes 433 amino acids. The record is from RefSeq and is a predicted model, not a curated record.